Heterotrigona itama is the source of this 2487-nucleotide messenger RNA. The record is from the annotation of a GenBank genome assembly. NCBI's taxonomy places the organism in Eukaryota, Metazoa, Arthropoda, Insecta, Hymenoptera, Apidae.
GCUAAAAAACCAAUGAUUUUUUAGUAUGUCGAUAUUUCAUGUCACGGACCUCGUCCGUGCCAGUGAUAUUUUUCUUGGUCGGUAUUUCAGACUCUGAGACACAAAACCUUAUUUGAUGUCCGAUCUAUCCCAAUGGUCUAUUCAUAUAUUUCGUCUGCGAUCAUGUACGCCUAGAAUAUAACAGCAGAUGGUAGCACAAGAGUUCUUCACAGAUUCUGUGAAAAUGUGUGGGUAGUAUCAUUGACUACAGUCAGUGAUAGUAUGAAGUAACUAUCUCUUGGUUGUGGCAGUACACAAUUCCACGCGUCAUAUAUGGUCAGACGUGCAAUUACAUUCGUUAUGAUAUCCUAUUAAACAUUAUGUAUCAUAACAAUUUAUAAUAAUUUAUGCAAUUGAUGUACGUUUCGAUGUUAUCUUAUGGAUUUCACAUCUUGUUACCAGACGGCCUAAAUACAACGAAGUUAUGUAGUUUUGUGUCAGCAUUGCUUGUGUGUGGAAUUAUGGUUAUAUUUAGUAUAUGACGACUACAGUGUUUUGAAGCACCGAAGCACUGCCACUCCUCCAGUAUAGUAUUUACACAGUUUUCUUGUUGUAUUUCUAAGUGAAAAAAAAUGGAAGAUAUAUUUCAGUGGUGUCGUGAAGGGAAUGCUAUGCAAGUACGCGUUUGGCUAGAUGACACCGAACAUGACAUGAAUCAAGGUGAUGAUCAUGGAUUUAGUCCACUCCACUGGUGUUGCAAAGAAGGACAUUUAAAAUUGGCAGAGUUAUUAGUUAGCAGAGGAGCACGUAUUAAUGCAACUAACAGAGGAGAUGACACCCCUCUUCACCUUGCUUCUGCCCAUGGACACAAGGAGAUAGUUCAAUUGUUACUUAGAAAUCGAGCUGAUGUCAAUGUCACAAAUGAGCAUGGUAACACUGCCCUCCAUUAUGCGUGCUUUUGGGGUGAUCAAGCAGUUUCUGAGGAAUUAGUGGCUGCUGGUGCUUUGGUAUCUAUUGCAAACAAAGAUGGUGAUACUCCAUUGGAUAAAGCAAGAGGCCAUUUAGCUAAAAGAUUACAUGGUGAUGCUACACUGUCAAGGCAUAAAGGAAUAAACAUGGCAGAUCUUUCUUUGCAUACUCAUUUGGCAAGUACACCAAGUGGUGAGACAUGGCGAGGACGUUGGCAAAAUAACGACAUUGUAGCAAAAAUUUUGAAUAUUCGUGAAUGUACAGCUCGAAUUUCAAGAGAUUUUAACGAAGAAUUCCCGAAAUUAAGAAUUUUCUCACAUCCGAAUGUACUGCCUGUGCUUGGUUGUGUCAAUCAACCACCACAAUUGGCGACAGUCUCGCAAUAUAUGGCGCGUGGAAGUUUACACAGACUUUUACAUGGAGGUACAGGUGUUGUGGUUGACACUGCUCGCGCACUUAGACUUGCUCUCGACGUUGCAAGAGCCAUGGCAUUUCUUCAUGGGCUUGAAAGACAAAAUAGAUGCAGAUUUCACCUCAAUAGUAAACAUAUCAUGAUUGAUGAAGAUUUAACUGCUCGUGUCAACAUGGCAGAUUCCAAAUUUUCAUUUCAAGAGGUGGGUCGAAUUUAUGAACCCGCGUGGAUGUCUCCGGAAGCUUUAAGUAAACGUCCAGCAGAUAUAAAUCUCGAAGCCAGUGAUAUGUGGAGUUUUGCCGUUUUGCUAUGGGAACUUGCUACUAGAGAAGUUCCAUUUGCUGAUCUUCCACCAAUGGAAUGUGGCAUGAAAAUCGCACUAGAAGAUUUACGUGUCAGUAUACCUCCAGGAAUCUCACCGCAUCUUGCUAAGCUUAUUAGAAUUUGCAUGAAUGAAGAUCCAGGAAAACGCCCGUCUUUUGACAUGGUCGUUCCUAUACUCGAUAAAAUGAAACGCUAAUUUUUGAUACAAUUUUCAUUCCGAAAAAAAGUAAUUGAACUUACUGUAAAUUGCACUUACUAAAACAUUAUGAGUACAGUGUCAAUUAAUCUAUCUGGAUGCCUUUAUUGAAAUGACUGAAUUAUAUUUUUUAUAUAAUCGUGUUUAAAGGAAUAAUGUGCCUCUGAAUAUUUCUUCCACAAUAUUGUAUUCAUAUACAGUAACAAGUAUAUUGUUAUCUGUUUAACAUAAUUGUUAUAUAAUUUUCAUACAUCCGUAUUUAUAUUGUCACUAUAAUUAUAUUCAUAUUUUUUAAAUGAAUAUUAACUCAUUUUUUUUUAUAUAUGUUACAAUUGAUUUUAUAUAGUUGUUGAUUCUGUUCAUAAUAUUUUCAUUUAUCAAAUGUUAAUUAUAAUUAAUACUUGAUGUGACAGUUGUUUUUCCUGUUACCUCACUUUGAAUAUGGCUAGCAUACAUUGUAUCAACAUCAAACAUUAGAUCUUAUAAUCUUUGACACAUUUGUAUUUUAAAAUCAAGAUAAAUAAAACUAUAUAUGUAAAUAAUGAUUGAAAAUAUUUAAAAUUUAUUUUCCUAUUUGAAUUAUAAAUUUGCAAUUGAGGGAAAAAAU